This is a messenger RNA of Hansenula ciferrii, 2985 nucleotides long. RefSeq lists its product as uncharacterized. The record is from RefSeq and is a predicted model, not a curated record. Gene Ontology annotation, biological process: cell wall organization; carbohydrate metabolic process. The transcript has a single exon. Gene Ontology annotation, cellular component: extracellular region; fungal-type cell wall; cell surface. Gene Ontology annotation, molecular function: 1,3-beta-glucanosyltransferase activity; glucan endo-1,3-beta-D-glucosidase activity. Lineage: Eukaryota; Fungi; Ascomycota; Saccharomycetes; Phaffomycetales; Wickerhamomycetaceae. Bases 1 to 2985 code for a protein of 994 amino acids.
AUGUUUUCAAUUAGAAGCAAAUCAAGAAAUGUGAAAGAUGGCCGUGCUGGUUUGAAGUCUUCUGUUUCAAGAGCAUCUUCUAUUCCUAAAAAAAUUGAUGAUGAUAAUAGUGAUUUUGUAACUGAGAAUACAUCUAUGGAUCAAACUACCAUUAGACCACCAAGCUUAUCCAAAGAACAUGAAGAUCAAACUGUGAUGUCUUCGAAUACAUUUGAUUUUGAAAAUGAAGAUGAAGCUUCAAUGUUGAAUAUUAUAUCUAUUGAAUCAAGUUUCCAAAGUUCUCCAGAAGAUGAAAAUCAAGGUAAAUUGUUAGAUAAUGAAGAUAUGAAUAAAGAAGAACAACAACAUCCAAUAAGGGAAGAACCGGGAUCAUAUUCAACAUUCCAAGACAAUGGUGAAAGAAUAGAGAAUCCAACAUCUUAUAUCUUAGAAACUGAUAGUGAUGAUUAUGAUGAAGAAACAGAUGGUAGUUUACCAAUACAUAAAGGGCCUGAAAGUAGUAAGAUUAUAAGUUUUGGAAGUGGAUUUCAAAAUGAUCUCAAAAGUGGUAGAGAAGUUUAUCAAGAAGGCAUUGAUAUCAAAAGCAGUGGGAUUCCAAGGUAUGAGUACCAUGGUGACAAUAGAUCUGGCUCUUCUGUUUAUAGCUCACAAGAUACAGUUAGAAUAACAGGUGGUAUUGAAAGUCAACAUACACCAAUAAUAAAUACACCUCAGAACUAUAUUGACAGCUCAAAAUAUGAUUUGAAAAGUGCCCCUUUACCAUUGACUACUAGAAGAUUAGGAUCAUCAAGAGCACCAGAAUCAUUCUUCACUACUAGUGCUAAUAUUCAAGAGACAUAUUAUAAUAGACCAAUAGAAAAUUUAUCAAUCGCACAACCAAAAUCUGCCGCUAUCCCACCUUUACGUCCUUCUGCUCAGGAGAAUACCAAUCCUUCCACAUUGGAUCUUGAUCAAAAUUUGGAACAAUUGAGAUCUACAACAAACUUGCAAAAUAAUUCAGCAAUCUUGAAGAAACCAACAACUGGAAAUGGUGUUCAGGAUAAUGCCUCUCAAUGGGAUAGCGCCAUGCCUGCUUUGUUAUACUCUAAUAAUAUUCAAACUGGAAAUAAGAACAACUUAGAUACUGUUGCAAAUUCUGGCAAACAAACUUUACCAGAAACGUUAUUAAGAGGUGAUGGAUCAAUUCUUGGAUCAGAACUUGGGACAAAUCCAGAUUAUUUAGAUGUGAUCAAACGCAGUCUUUCCAGAAGUAGAUCAAAACGCAAAACAGGUCCGAAUAAUGAUCCAAACAAAGGAGAUUCUCCACCUUUAUUAUUUUCACAAGAUAGAAAUAGUUUAAGUCGCUCAAGGAGUGUGCUUAAAGAUGGUCAAAAAGACCCAGAAACUCAAGAUACUACAGAUAUAGAGCAAAACAAGAAUGAGGAGUUCAAUGAUGAAGAAUCUAUCAUUGACACUUUGAGAGAUGCUGAUGAUCCGUAUAAUGCGUUAACAAAAGAGUCAGAAUUAAACUGCAAGAAGAAAGAUUCCAGAUUCUUCCAAUCUGCCAAAGAUUUACCACCAAUGUUCGAUGGCGAAAGAAAUAUGCAAUAUGAAAAAGAAAAAGAUGGUGAUGAUGACUUGUAUAAUUAUGCUGAAAAGGGUGAUCUCAAUAAUGAAAAACUAGAGAAGUUGAAGUUAGACAAAGAUGGGAAUGGUGACAGAGAUUUUGGUUCUUUAAAUUGGGAAGAAAGACUAAGGAAACCUAUAGGUAAUAAAAUUUACAUGGUGGUCAUAUGGAUAUUGAUUAUGGUUAUACUUUUAAUGGCUUGUAUAUUCAUUCCACUUUUGCUUGUUUAUUCAAGAGGCACAGAAUCCACCACAUUCAAUUACUUGAGUAAUAUAAAUCCACUUAGAAGAUCAGAGAUGUUACUGAAGUUUUAUCCCUUUGGAAAUUUAAAUAACACACAAAAUGCCAUUGGAAAUAACAAUGGAACAACUCAUUCAUUACCUGCUAGUAACUCCAGCUCACAGAAUGAUAAGUUAUCCGAUGGCUCAGUUAGUAUUGCUGGUAUAUCUAAAUUUGAAAAUAUUCCAAAGAAGUAUCAACAAAAUGAAGAAAUUCAACAAAUGAUGAAUAAUACAGCAUUGAAAAAUGUAUUUUAUGGAAUUGAUUAUGCCCCAAGAAAUGUGAUAUACCCAAUUUGUGGAGCAACUUUACAUGAAGUGAUGUUAGAUGUUGCACAAUUGUCUCAAGUCACAUCUAGAUUAAGAACUUAUGGUACACAAUGUAACCAAGCUAAAUUUAUUUUGGAUUCAAUUAAAACUUUAAAUCUUAAUGUAUCAUUAGCAAUGGGUGUUUGGAUAGGUCCAAAUGAUGAUAUAAAUCAAUUACAAGUUGAGGAUAUGAAAAGUUUAUUGAGGCAAUAUCCAAGAAAAUAUUUUGAUGCUGUAUUCAUAGGAAAUGAAGUUUUAUUCCGUGAAGAACAAUCCCCUGAAAAAUUAAUAGAGUACAUACAUAAUGCAAAAUCUUUCAUAAAGAAUGAAUUGAAAUGGGAUUUACCUGUUGGAACUUCAGAAUUAGGACCAAGAUCUGAUUUUAAUGUUAUAGCAGCUUCUGAUAUCUAUGGAUCAAAUUCUCAUCCAUUCUUCACAGGGAAAACUGUUCAACUAGCUACUAAAUGGGUAUUUGAUUUUGUUAAAUAUCAAAUUGAACCAAUGAAGGAUAACAUUAAAAGCAAAGCACAAGUUAUAAUUUCAGAAAUUGGAUGGCCUUAUCAUGGUGGUAAAUAUAAGAAAGCAGUUGCAGGAAAACGUCAUAUGCAAUAUUUUUUGAAUAGUUGGAUAUGUGAAGCUAAAGCAAAAGCUUAUCCAUGGUACUUUUUCGAAGCUUAUGAUGAACCAUGGAAACAGAUAUAUCAUUCUCAAAACUCAAAAUGGGAAACAGAAUGGGGAUUAUUCACUGCAGAUAGAAAGCUUAAAGAAGGGAUAACGUUCCCAACUUGCUGA